UGCGGUCUCAGAGGGGCGGGCCCGGCGACUCUUGGUUUCCGUCACUUCCGGUUUUCUGUCAGUCGCGAGCGAGCGAGCAGGAGGGUGCAGGACUGCAGAAGCAGAGCAAUGCCGAAAUCAAAGGAACUUGUUUCUUCAAGCUCUUCUGGCAGUGAUUCAGACAGUGAAGUUGACAAAAAGUUAAAGAGGAAAAAGCAAGUUGCUCCAGAAAAACCUGUGAAGAAGCAAAAGACUGGUGAAACUUCAAGAGCUCUGUCAUCUUCCAAACAGAGCAGCAGCAGCAGAGAUGAUAACAUGUUUCAGAUUGGGAAAAUGAGGUACGUUAGUGUUCGGGACUUUAAAGGGAAAGUUCUUAUUGAUAUUAGAGAAUAUUGGAUGGAUCCAGAAGGUGAAAUGAAACCAGGAAGGAAAGGUAUUUCUUUAAAUCCGGAGCAGUGGAGCCAGCUGAAGGAACAGAUUUCUGACAUUGAUGAUGCAGUAAGAAAACUGUAAAAUCCGAGCCAUACAAAACCUGUACUGUUCUAGUUGUUUUAAUCUGUCUUUUUACAUUGGCUUUGUUUUCUAAAUGUGCUCCAAGCUAUUGUAUGUUUGGAUUGCAGAACAGUUUGUAAGAUGAAUACUUUUUUUUAUGUGCAUUAUUAAAAAUGUUCUGAGUGAAACUAAUUGUCAACUUUAUUAAGGAGAAUUGCUUUGUGCCCACAACCCAUGUAAAAUAAUAAAAUGUAAAAGUACAAUCU
Messenger RNA from Nycticebus coucang (slow loris), 737 nucleotides. RefSeq names its product SUB1 regulator of transcription (gene SUB1). Gene Ontology annotation, biological process: positive regulation of transcription initiation by RNA polymerase II. Gene Ontology annotation, molecular function: transcription coactivator activity; DNA binding. The transcript is spliced from 5 exons. The coding region runs from base 109 to 492 and encodes 127 amino acids. NCBI's taxonomy places the organism in Eukaryota, Metazoa, Chordata, Mammalia, Primates, Lorisidae. Gene Ontology annotation, cellular component: transcription regulator complex; nucleus. The record is from RefSeq and is a predicted model, not a curated record.